GAUCCUGCCGCAUUGACAGCCUUGUUUAAUGGCUGCCUUCCCGCUUAUCACACCUCAGCCUGAUUAAAUUGUUAUAUAAAGAGAAAUGUUUUUGCAAUAAAUAUCUGUCGGGAAUUUCAAUCGGGUUCCAAGGCCAAAACGACAAACAAAAAAAGAAUUGCCUGUCAUCAAGAAACUUGUAGCGUAGAAGACAGAGAAACAAUCACAAAUUGUUAGCUGGAAUUGAGUCUACAUUGGCAAACUUCAGAUCCAGACACAGGACUCAGCGAUACAUUCCUGGACAGCAAGGUACUAAAAUGGCAACCACAAUCUGUUUCAUCAUCUGGGUGUUAUUCAUAACAGAUACUGUAUGGACUCGAAGUGUGAGACAGGUUUAUGAGCCAAAUGAUCCAGAGGACUGGAUGAUGCAUGACUUCCAUUGUCCCAGGGAAUGUUUCUGUCCCCCCAGUUUCCCUACCGCUUUGUACUGUGAAAACCGGGCUCUCAAAGCAAUCCCUGCUAUACCAUCAAGGAUCUGGUAUCUUUAUCUUGAAAACAACCUGAUAGAAACCAUUCCUGAGAAGCCAUUCGAGAAUGCCACCCAGCUGAGAUGGAUAAAUCUAAACAAGAACAAAAUAACCAACUAUGGAAUUGAAAAAGGAGCCCUGAGCCAACUGAAGAAGCUGCUUUUCUUAUUUCUGGAAGAUAAUGAGCUAGAGGAGGUACCUUCUCCAUUGCCAAGAAGUUUAGAACAAUUACAAUUAGCUAGAAACAAGGUGUCCAGAAUUCCUCAAGGGACCUUUAGCAAUCUGGAGAACCUGACCCUUCUUGACCUGCAGCACAAUAAACUAUUAGACAAUGCCUUUCAAAGAGACACCUUUAAAGGACUCAAGAACCUCAUGCAGCUAAAUAUGGCUAAGAACUCCCUGAGGAAUAUGCCACCAAGAUUACCAGCCAACACUAUGCAGCUGUUUUUAGACAACAAUUCCAUUGAAGGAAUACCAGAAAAUUAUUUUAAUGUGAUUCCUAAAGUGGCCUUCCUGAGACUCAACCACAACAAAUUAUCAGAUGCUGGCCUCCCUUCUAGUGGUUUUAAUGUAUCAUCAAUUCUAGAUCUUCAACUGUCUCACAAUCAACUCACAAAGGUCCCCAAAAUCAGUGCUCAUCUGCAGCACCUUCACCUCGAUCAUAACAAAAUUAAAAAUGUGAAUGUCUCUGUAAUAUGUCCUACCACUCCUAUCACAUUGCCUGCGGAACACGAUUCCUUCAGUUACGGACCUCAUCUUCGCUACCUCCGUCUGGAUGGAAAUGAAAUCAAACCACCAAUCCCAAUGGAUUUAAUGACCUGCUUCAGGCUCCUUCAGGCUGUCAUUAUUUAAACAUGUCUUCAACAAUCUAAAAUUCAUUUAAUGAGUUCAUAUUUCUGACCUGAAAUUUGGUUGCCAUUCAUAGGUUUAAGAUAAAAAUCACUUUUCUAAUUGCUUAUGGCCACCAUUUUUAUUUGUAUAGCUUACUUUUUUUCUAUUCAAAGUUGCUUUUCCCCAUGAUAUGUAGCACAGACUGCUUUUCUUUAAUUAGUAAAACAGACACAGAGUUAAGAUAGUUUAUCAGCUCAAAGAUAGUUCCUUUUUGUCUCUCUCACAGCUUAUUAAUACCAAAUAAUACAAAUACAUUGUGAUUCAAUAGGAAGGAUAUAUUUGUUUGCAAAUGUUCAAAAUUGCUUAUGCAGAUAUUAUAUUCACAGUAUAAACACAACAUCUAACAGGAGGUAGGAAUUUCUAGAGAAAAUGAAAAAAUGAGAUAUUUCUUUAUCAUAAUUAUAAAGAAAUAAUUAAAUUCAGAUUGUUAAGUAACAUUUGUAAGUAUAAGUCUGGUACUUAGCUCAAGAAUGGGUAUGAGGGCUUCCCUGGUGGCGCAGUGGUUGAGAGGCCACAACAGUGAGAG
Messenger RNA from Globicephala melas (long-finned pilot whale), 1923 nucleotides. It is a transcript of the gene KERA, whose product is annotated as keratocan. Lineage: Eukaryota; Metazoa; Chordata; Mammalia; Artiodactyla; Delphinidae. The record is from RefSeq and is a predicted model, not a curated record. Gene Ontology annotation, molecular function: protein binding.